AUUUUAUGUUUAGAUAAAUAAAAAAAGCUGAUUAUUUAAAUAACGAAAUAAAUAUUUGAUAAAAUGUCAACAAAACGUAAACCAGAAACUCAAGUCCCUGCAGAAGAAAGCGAUCACUUAUUAAUCAGACCUUUGGGUGCUGGUCAAGAAGUUGGGCGAUCAUGUAUUAUGUUAGAAUUCAAAGGAAAGAAAAUUAUGUUAGAUUGUGGGAUACAUCCUGGAUUAUCAGGCAUGGAUGCUUUACCGUUCGUUGAUUUAAUUGAGGCAGAUGAAAUUGAUUUACUUCUUAUUUCUCAUUUUCACUUGGAUCACAGCGGAGCUCUGCCUUGGUUUUUAUUAAAGACAAGCUUUAAGGGUCGAUGUUUUAUGACUCACGCUACGAAAGCUAUAUAUCGUUGGUUAUUAUCAGAUUAUAUAAAAGUUAGUAAUAUUUCAACUGAACAAAUGUUGUACACAGAGUCUGACUUAGAAGCAAGUAUGGAUAAAAUUGAAACUCUAAAUUUUCACGAAGAAAAAGACGUGUUAGGCAUAAAAUUUUGGGCUUAUAAUGCUGGCCAUGUUUUGGGAGCUGCUAUGUUUAUGAUUGAAAUAGCUGGAGUUAAAAUUUUGUACACUGGUGAUUUUUCCCGCCAAGAAGAUCGGCAUUUAAUGGCAGCCGAAAUUCCUACAGUUCAUCCCGAUGUUCUAAUAACGGAAUCUACAUAUGGUACUCAUAUACACGAAAAACGAGAAGAACGUGAAAGUCGAUUUACAAAUUUAGUUCAUGAUAUUGUGAGUCGUGGUGGAAGAUGUUUAAUUCCAGUAUUCGCUUUAGGGCGAGCUCAAGAGCUUCUCCUAAUUUUAGAUGAAUAUUGGAGUCAACAUCCUGAACUUCAUGAUGUUCCAAUUUAUUAUGCAUCAAGUUUAGCAAAAAAAUGUAUGGCUGUGUAUCAAACGUAUGUGAAUGCCAUGAAUGAAAGAAUUCGAAGGCAAAUAGCUGUUAACAAUCCAUUUGUUUUCAAACACAUAUCCAACUUAAAGGGAAUUGAUCAUUUUGAUGAUGUUGGUCCAUGUGUCGUUAUGGCAUCACCAGGUAUGAUGCAAAGUGGGUUAUCAAGAGAAUUAUUCGAAUCCUGGUGCACAGAUCCUAAAAAUGGAGUAAUAAUUGCUGGUUAUUGCGUCGAAGGCACGUUAGCAAAAACAAUUUUAAGCGAACCGGAAGAAAUUACUACAAUGACUGGACAAAAAUUACCAUUAAAAUUAUCAGUUGAUUAUAUAUCAUUUUCAGCGCAUACAGAUUAUCAGCAAACAAGUGAAUUUAUUAGGAUUUUAAAACCACCACAUGUGGUUUUGGUGCACGGAGAACAAAAUGAAAUGGGCCGAUUAAAAGCUGCAUUACAACGAGAAUAUGAAGACGAUCCAAAUUGUAGUAUACAACUUCAUAAUCCUCGAAAUACACAUGCAGUUGAAUUAUAUUUUCGAGGUGAAAAAACUGCAAAAGUAAUGGGAAAAUUAGCUAUGGAGAAACCAGAAUCUGGUCACAAAUUAUCGGGAAUAUUAGUAAAGCGUAAUUUCAAUUACCAUAUGUUAGCUCCUACAGAUUUAUCGAAAUACACAGACAUGAACAUGAGUCAGAUUAUUCAACGACAGAGUGUUUAUUAUGGAGGAUCAUUGUCAGUAUUAAGGCAUUUAAUUUGCCAAUUAGCUGGUACAAUUGAAACAUUAGACGGUGAAAAGAAAUUUAAAGUAUUUAAAAAUAUUGAAGUUUCAAUUGAAAAUAAAAUUGUGACCUUAGAGUGGAUUGCAAAUCCUGUAAACGAUAUGUAUGCAGAUGCUGUUUUAACAGCUAUUUUACAAGCAGAAAGUUUAGAUGCCCCAACAAAACAAUUAACAAGAGCAAUUAAACUUGACAGAAUGCAUUUUAAGGAAUGCUUAAUUGAAAUGUUGCAAGAAAUGUUUGGAGAAGAAUCUGUUCCUAAAAUCUUUAAGGGUGAACGUUUACAUGUGACAGUAGACGGAAAGAAAGCUAAUAUUGACUUAGUUAAUAUGGAUGUAAGUUGUCCAGAAGAUGAAAUUUUUCAACAAAUUGUACAAACUGCUGUCUCAAAGCUAUAUCAAUCUUUAGCUCCACCAAAAAUUGAUCCAAUUCCUACAGCGUCACAAACUUAA
Molecule: messenger RNA, 2148 nt
Organism: Chrysoperla carnea
Lineage: Eukaryota; Metazoa; Arthropoda; Insecta; Neuroptera; Chrysopidae
Gene: Cpsf73
Product: cleavage and polyadenylation specificity factor 73
Exons: 13
Coding region: 64-2148 (694 amino acids)
Biological process (GO): mRNA 3'-end processing by stem-loop binding and cleavage
Cellular component (GO): mRNA cleavage and polyadenylation specificity factor complex
Molecular function (GO): RNA endonuclease activity; 5'-3' exonuclease activity; RNA binding
Source: RefSeq, a predicted model, not a curated record